GCGCGCGGCGGGGGCGGUCGGGCGGGGCUCCAGCCUAGAAGGUGCGUGCGGGGCUGAGUCCCGGAGUGGGAGACGUGGAGUGCAGAUUGUGCCCUGCCCCCUUCCCUCCUGUUUCACUGGGAGGGGGCACACCUGCUGGUGGAGGUGCCCCCUACACCAGCGAGGAAGCAGGGCAUGAGGACCAGCCUGGACAUUGCACUGGAGCCCCAGGGUUGGCUGGACUGGGCUGCCAGGCCCCCCUUCUCCCUGCGGUGAGCCCGGACCGGCGCGCUCACUGCGCAGACUCCCCGCUGCAGUGGGCGGAGCCCCCUCGGGCCCCGCCCCCUCCUUCCUCCCGCCCCUGCUCAGCCUGUGGGGGCAGAAGCUGGGGCCCCGUGGAGGUAGCAGCAGCCGCCUGCCGAUUUGGAGACCCUGACACACCCACUUUCCCGCUGGAAUCUGUAUAACCCCUGGCUGCCAGCAAGAUGAAGCCUAAACUGAUGUACCAGGAGCUGAAGGUGCCUGCUGAGGAGCCCACCAGCGAACUACCCAUGAACGAGAUCGAGGCAUGGAAAGCUGCAGAAAAGAAAGCCCGUUGGGUCCUGCUGGUCCUCAUCCUGGCGGUUGUGGGCUUCGGUGCCCUGAUGACUCAGCUGUUUCUAUGGGAAUACGGCGACUUGCAUCUCUUUGGGCCCAACCAGCGCCCAGCCCCCUGCUAUGACCCUUGCGAAGCAGUGCUGGUGGAGAGCAUUCCCGAGGGCCUGGACUUCCCCAAUGCCUCCACGAGCAACCCCUCCACCAGCCAGGCGUGGCUGGGCCUGCUCGCCGGUGCCCACAGCAGCCUGGACAUUGCCUCCUUCUACUGGACCCUCACCAACAAUGACACCCACACUCAGGAGCCCUCUGCUCAGCAGGGCGAGGAGGUCCUCCGGCAGCUACAGACCCUGGCACCCCGAGGUGUGAAGGUCCGCAUUGCCGUGAGCAAGCCAAGUGGGCCCCAGCCCCAGGCAGAUCUGCAGGCCCUGCUGCAAAGCGGUGCCCAGGUCCGCAUGGUGGACAUGCAGAAGCUGACCCAUGGCGUCCUGCACACCAAGUUCUGGGUGGUAGACCAGACCCACUUCUACCUCGGCAGUGCCAACAUGGACUGGCGUUCCCUGACCCAGGUCAAGGAGCUGGGCGUGGUCAUGUACAACUGCAGCUGCCUAGCUCGAGACCUGACCAAGAUCUUCGAGGCCUACUGGUACCUGGGCCAGGCGGGCAGUUCCAUCCCGUCAACCUGGCCCCGGCUUUAUGACACCCGCUACAAUCAAGAGACACCAAUGGAAAUCUGCCUCAAUGGAACCCCUGCUCUGGCCUACCUGGCAAGUGCACCCCCACCACUGUGUCCAAGUGGCCGCACCCCAGACUUGAAAGCCCUGCUCAACGUGGUGGACAAUGCCCGGAGUUUCGUCUACAUCGCGGUCAUGAACUACCUGCCCACCAUGGAGUUCUCCCACCCGCACAGGUUCUGGCCUGCCAUUGACGACGGGCUGCGGCGGGCUGCCUAUGAGCGGGGCGUCAAGGUGCGCCUGCUGGUCAGCUGCUGGGGGCACUCUGAGCCAUCCAUGCGGGCCUUCCUGCUCUCCCUGGCCGCCCUGCGUGACAACCACACCCACUUUGACAUCCAGGUGAAACUCUUUGUGGUCCCUGCGGACGAGACCCAGGCCCGAGUCCCUUACACCCGCGUCAACCACAACAAGUACAUGGUGACUGAACGUGCCACCUACAUCGGAACCUCCAACUGGUCCGGCAGCUACUUCACCGAGACGGCGGGCACCUCGCUGCUGGUGACGCAGAACGGGCGGGGCGGCCUGCGGAGCCAGCUGGAGGCCGUUUUCCUGAGGGACUGGGACUCCCCUUACAGCCAUGACCUUGACACCUCAGCCGACAGCGUGGGCAACGCCUGUCGCCUGCUCUGAGGCCCGGUCCAGCGGACAGGCCAGGCCUGCGAGGCCCCCGCGGGCCCGGGUGUUCCGGGUCUCGAUCCCUGUCCCCGCGCCCCUGCUUCUGUCUGCCCCAUUGUGGCUCCCACAGGCUCCCCCCCUGCUCUCCCGCUUCUACCUCCGCCCCCGCCAGCCUGAUGCUGUGGCCGCAGAGGACCCAGCCAAGCUGGGGGAGGGAUCAGCCCCCGAAGAAGUAGGGGUGCAUGCUGGGCCUGGCCCCCUGGCCCACCCCACUUUCCAGGGCAAAGAGGGCCUGAGGUCAUAAUAAGAAGUAAAUAACUUGUGUGUA
This is a messenger RNA of Balaenoptera ricei (Rice's whale), 2250 nucleotides long. It is a transcript of the gene PLD3, whose product is annotated as phospholipase D family member 3. The transcript is spliced from 14 exons. Gene Ontology annotation, molecular function: catalytic activity. Lineage: Eukaryota; Metazoa; Chordata; Mammalia; Artiodactyla; Balaenopteridae. The coding region runs from base 465 to 1937 and encodes 490 amino acids. The record is from RefSeq and is a predicted model, not a curated record.